UUCUUGUGUUUUCUCCUCCAGGUGCAUAAUUCUGCCUGGUGUUUAUCUUGUGUUACAUUCGGUGUGAAUGCCUGAGUAGGCAACUGAAUGGAGGCUUUCUGAUGGUUCGAAGUUUUGGGACUUUACAGAAGAUUGGGAUCUUAUAAAUUGGACAGCUAACCGACACACUUGCUGAAUUUUUUACCUCCUCAUCCUCUUUCUGACAGCAGAAAUAGUCCUAGUUCAGAGAGAGGGGGGGGGAUUGGCUUCGAUUUGGAGAACGUCAAUGCUAUGGUGAACUGUUUCUUUAUUCCGAGAAAUCUUUUUUUGUUAUGUGUAGAACUGAUUCAACUCAGAGAUAAGGGCUAACACUCUGUGGGUAUUGGGAGUCAUCAGCCAUGGUAAAACUGGCAAAUCCGUUGUACACUGAGUGGAUUCUGGAGGCGAUCCAGAAAGUGAAAAAGCAGAAACAGAGACCCUCGGAGGAAAGGAUUUGCCAUGCUGUCGCCUCAUCCCACGGAUUAGACAGAAAAAUUGUCCUGGAACAACUGGAACUCAGCGUCAAAGAUGGGACAAUCUUAAAGGUUACAAAUAAGGGACUUAAUUCCUACAAGGAUCCAGACAAUCCGGGACGGAUUGUGCUCCCGAAACCUCGGAAUCAGUCCAAGUCAGAUGUUAAACACAGUGUCGAUUGGAAUAAACUGCUCAAAAGGGCGAUCGAUGGCUUGACGGAGCCCAACGGUUCAUCGUUGAAGAACAUAGAACGGUUUCUGCGGGCUCAGAAGGAUGUGAUAGCGGUUUUUGGAGCUGGUAGCUCCACCGCCCUCCACCAGCAGCUGAGACUUUUCCUGAAACGUGCCAUCAGCCACGGCAGAAUCGUCAAGGAUGGGCCCCUGUACCGGCUCGUGCGUGGCAAAACAGCCGGCGACGGCAAGCAGGUCCGCGAGUCGAUCUGCUGCCUGCCACCGGUUAGCCUGCUGACUCACGAAAAGGAUAAGCCCCGUGCAGAACCAAUUCCAAUCUGUGGAUUUUGUCUGGGAACAAAGGAGCAGAAUCGAGAGAAGAAGCGCGAGGAACUCAUUUCCUGUGCAGACUGUGGUAAUAGCGGUCACCCGUCCUGUUUGAAGUUCUCUUCGGAACUAACGACUCGUGUGAAGGCCUUACGAUGGCAGUGUAUUGAAUGCAAGACAUGUAGCACCUGCCGGGACCAGGGGAAAAAUGCUGAUAACAUGUUGUUCUGUGACUCCUGUGAUCGAGGUUUCCACAUGGAGUGCUGCGACCCUCCUCUCACCAGGAUGCCCAAAGGUAUGUGGGUGUGUCAGAUAUGUCGGCCACGGAAAAAGGGAAGAAAACUGUUACACAAGAAAGCGGUACAGAUUAAACGGCGCUAUGCAACUGCAAUAGGGCACUCGAAAAAUAGAUUAAAGAAAACGACAGUAUCAAAAGGUUCUCAGUCAUUCGACAAAGAGAGACAAGGCCCUGGUCGAGGGCGCAAACGCAAAAUGCUGGCAAUCCCUUCCUCAAAGUCGGGUCGUUUGGAUGGACUGGGUACUUUGAACUCACGAAUCAGCAAAUCAUCCCGCCUGAAAAUGAAUAAGAAAACCAAAGGGCUCAUUGACGGCCUUAGCAAAUUCUUCACCCCUUCCCCCGAUGGCCGCAAGCCUCGGGGUGAACUUCUGGACUUAGCUGAGCAAUACAGGCUCAAGAAAAAGGGGCCACGAAAAUCAAGCACUUCUGACAACGGCACAUGGCCCACAGACAAUCAGGGCCCGUGGGGCUGCAAGCAUGAGAAUGAGGAUGACCAAUCACUGAGCAAAGACAUUGUGACGGAGAAAGACUUGGACUUAUUUCAACAUGUUCAGGAAGUUGCACUGGAGAAAGUUGGAGUUACUGGCCCACCUGAUCCACAAGUCCGCUCACCUUCUGUUAUUGAAUUUGGGAAAUAUGAGAUCCAGACCUGGUAUUCCUCUCCGUAUCCCCAGGAAUAUACCAGGUACAGUAUGUCUGAGCUUAGUGAUUUUUGUCUGAAGUACCAACAGGCUGAUCAGGCUGUUUAUUGUCACGUGUGCAAGGUACAGUGGUAUCACCCACCAGCAAAGGUAGAUUUACCUCAGGAACUGCUCUCUGUGUUUGAGGUGGAUGGGAACAUCAGCACCAUAUACUGUCAGAACCUUUGCCUACUGGCCAAGCUCUUCCUUGACCAUAAGACCUUGUAUUAUGAUGUGGAGCCCUUUCUCUUCUAUGUCCUGACUCAAAACGACAACAAGGGCUGUCAUCUCGUGGGCUACUUUUCUAAGGAGAAGCAUUGCCAGCAGAAAUACAACGUUUCCUGUAUUAUGAUUCUCCCCCAGUACCAGAGGAAGGGAUAUGGAAGGUUUCUCAUCGACUUCAGUUAUUUGCUGUCGAAGCGAGAAGGCCAGGCUGGGUCGCCAGAGAAGCCACUGUCUGACUUGGGCCGCCUCUCGUACAUGGCCUACUGGAAGAGCGUGAUCUUGGAGUGCCUUCACCAAUGUCAUGACAAGCAACUUAGCAUCAAGAAGCUGAGCAAACUAACGGGGAUCUGUCCCCAGGAUAUCACCACCAUUCUCCACCAUCUAAAGAUGUUACAGUUACGCAGUGACCGGUUUCUGGUCAUUCGGCGAGAGAAGCUGAUUCAAGAUCACAUGGCAAAGCUUAAAGCUAAUCCACGGCAGAUUGAAGUUGAUCCGGACAGUUUACGUUGGACUCCUUUAAUCUUUUCCAACACGGUAGUGUCCGAGGAAGAGGAGGAUGAGGAAGAGGACGAAGAGACUCCAGCAUUAAAGACUGAAGACACCAUUGAGUUGUGGGAUAAAAAGGAACUCAAUGGCUAUACACCAAUCCAGAACGGCCGGCAAAUCACAUUGUGUGCAUCAAACGGCAAAACCCGGCAGGACAUCAUUGCCGAAGGUCUUCUGCCUAAUGGUGAUGGCAAGAGGAAGCAUUUCAGUGAAAGCAGUGAGGAGGAAGAGGAGGAGGAGGAGGAGGAAGAUGGUGAGGACGAAGAAGGCGACGAGGCAAGGCCAAGUUCUCCGCCUGUACUCACAAAACCAGCGCUGCGUGGAGUGAAGAGGAAGAGAGUGGUAAUUCACCGGAAGAAACGUGGGAGGAAACGCAAACAGCACAACAGCAGCGUUGUCACAGAGACCAUCUCCGAGACGACCGAGGUGCUGGAUGAACCAUUUGACGACUCCGACACCGAGCGGCCGAUGCCACACCUGGAACCCACGUUCGAACUGGAAGAGGAUGAGAGGAACGAGAAGGAGCAUCGGGGAGUCCGCAUCUUCAGGAGCUUGGAACCGGGUGGCGCCAUCCGAAAGCGCACUUCGUGCAAGAGAAAGGUGGCAGAGGAUGAGGUCAAUGCCAAUGAAGUUCAAGGAGAAAAUGCGCCUGAAUCCUUUGCCCCCAUGAGGAAAGAUAAAGUCAAGGAGUCCCCCGUACCCAAAUCCCCGCCCUUGGUGUUGAAGCGCAAGAGAGGGUGGCCGAAAGGCGUGAAGCGGGGGACAAUCAAGUGGAAGAAAAAGCCCGGGCGCAAGCCAGGCUUCAAGCUCGCCCGAUCGAUCGCGGCAGUGGAGAACGGAGUUCCACCGCCAGCAAAUGCUGUCCCGAAGCAAGGUCGUCCCAACCGCAGCGAGGAGAGGAGGAAUUCCGUCGUGGAGUCGAAGGUUGUGGACCUGCCCAUCGCGUACAAAAAAGAGGACGAGGAGGAAGAGGAGGAUGAGGAGGAGCUGGAGGAAGAGGUGCCGUGCGACGUGCAGAGAAUGCCGCCCGAAUCUCUCAGCCCCCCUCCGAAGGUUGAGGAGCAGGAGGCGGACAUUGAGACUGAGGAGAAGUCUGAAUCGGUGGAGCAAGAGGGGCAUACUGACGAGGAGCACGAGCAGGAAGAGGAGGAGGAGGAAGAACUCAACCAGAAUGAAGACCAUGAUGCUGACGAUGAAGACGAAGGGCAUCUGGACCCCGAUGACAAGAAGAUAGAGGAGACUGUAAAGGAAAACGCAAAGGAGGAAUCUCCCAUCCAAGAGCGUUUUUUAGAGACGAGCGCCCUGGAUAAAAAUAUUGAGUGUGAAAAUGUGAUGGAUGCAGAUUCCGAAGAAGAUCAGGCAAACGACACAUCGCUGGACUCUGAGCUCGUGCCGCCUUCAGACGAAGACCGCGUGGACGAUCAGGACAGCAAGGAGACUCUGAUCCCGGAGUUCAAAGACGAGGAGGAAGAGGAGGAGGAGGAGGAGGAUGAGGAAGAGGAGGAAGAUAUCUCGCACAGCGAGCUUGAUCUGGAAACCGUGCAGGCCGUCCAGUCGCUGACCCAGGAGACCAACGGCGAGCAGGACGGGACGUACCAGGACUGUGCGGAGACCCUGGAAGCCUGCCAGAACUUGCAGAGCUACAACCAGGCUGAAGAGAGCCCGCAGAUAACCAUGGUGGAGGACUGCCAGCAGUCGGGCCACAACAGCCCCAUCUCCUCCGUUCAGUCGCACCCCAGCCAGUCGGUCCGUUCGGUCAGCAGCCCCAGUAUGCCGACCUUAGAGAGCAACUACACGCAGAUAAGUCCCGAGCAGGGUUCCCUGUCCGCCCCCUCCAUGCAGAACAUGGAGACCAGCCCCAUGAUGGACGUGCCGUCUGUGUCCGACCACUCGCAGCAGGUCGUCGACAGCGGCUUCAGCGACCUGGGCAGCAUCGAGAGCACAACGGAAAACUACGAGAACCCCAGCAGCUACGAUUCCACCAUGGGCGGCAGCAUAUGCGGCAAUAACACGUCACAGACCAGCUGCUCGUACAGCGGCCUGUCUUCAUCCAGCAGCCUGACGCAGAACAGUUGCGUGGUGACCCAGCAGAUGACCAGCAUGAACAGCAGCUGCAGCAUGAUGCAGCAGGGCGGCGUCACUGCCCCGGCUAACUGCAACAUGAAGUCGCCGCAGAGCUGUGCCAUCGAGAGGCCCCCGAGCAACAACCAGCAGCAGCAGCAGCAGCCACAGCAACAACAACAGCAGCCGCAGCCACAGCCACCACCGCAGCCGCAACCACCACCGCAGCAGCCCCAGCAACAGCCACCGCAACAACAACAACAGCAGCAGCAGCAACCACUGUCCCAAUGCAGCAUGAGCAACAGCUUCACCACGGCCCCCAUGACUCUGAUGGAGAUCCCCGAGACGGCCAACGCUGCCGCCAUGAGCCUGUACGACAGAAUGGGGCAGGGGGACUUUGGAGCCGGUGGCUACCCCCAGCCUUCGGCCAACUUCAGCCUGGCCAGGCUUCAGCAGCUGACCAACACCAUCAUGGACCAUCAUGCCAUGCCUUACAGCCACUCGGCUGCUGUCACCUCCUAUGCAACCAGUGUGUCUCUGUCCAACUCGGGCCUGGCUCAGCUGGCUCCCUCGCCCCACUCGCUGGGGGGCACGCCCCAAGUGCAGUCCACCAUGACCCCGCCGCCCAACCUGGCAUCGCCCUCCAUGAACCUGUCCUCGCCCCUGCUGCAGUGCAACAUGGCCACCUCCAACCUGGGCAUCCCCCACACCCAGCGGCUGCAGGGCCAGAUGCCGGCCAAGGGCCACAUCUCCAACCGCUCCAAGUCGGCCCCGCUGCCGGCCGCCGCCGCCGCUGCAGCCGCCGCCACCCACCAGCAGCAGAUCUACGCCCGCAACACGCCGGCCCUGGCCCAGCGCGCCAUCACGGUCCAGCGGGGCAUGAACAUGGGCGUCAACCUGAUGCCCGCCCCCGCCUACAACGUCAACUCCAUGAACAUGAACCCGCUGAACCCCAUGGGCAGCUACCGCAUGAGCCAGCCGAUGAUGAACAGCGGUUACCACGGCAACGCGGCCUACAUGAACCAAACCGCCCAGUAUCCCAUGCAGAUGCAGAUGGGCAUGAUGGGCAGCCAACCCUACGGCCAGCAACACAUGCAGUCCAACACCCACGGCAAUGUGAUGUACACUGGUCCAUCUCACCACAGCUAUAUGAACACAGGCAUGUCCAAGCAAUCACUAAAUAGCCCGUACAUGAGAAGAUGAGGGAAGCUUCUUGGAGGCAACAUUUAAAAAUAAGAUAAAGCCACUGUUUAUACUCUUUGACAACAGAAAUAAUGGAAAUUUCAAAUAGAACGGUUGCUGUAGACAUAGGAAUUUCAUGAACUGCUUAAGGCCAUGUUCGCAGCGCCUUGGCCUUAAUCUCCCAGCCCCGAGAGAGAGAAAAAAGAAGAAAAGAGAAAUUCUGCAACAGAAUUCAAUAAGAAGAAAAAAAUGGUUUAAGGAACCAUGCACAAGAAAUCUUUUAAUUAAAAGAAGCCUUACUUAAUGAAUUGUAGAAAUGAAAAACUAUCUGCUUUUUAUAUUUUUAAUUUUUUUAAUCUUUCAGUUUGUGUGUGCAGUCCACAUUUUUAUAGAGUCCAUAGAUAUGUGAGCCCCUGAGGGAGGACUGUCCAGGUCUCCGUUUAUUGACUUGGCACAGGGCAGGAGGCACUUAUCCCAUACUCUGCCUUGGUGAUAUUGUUGCAGGUGUGGCUGUGAUUUAUUGAUCUCUCUGUAUCCCACCCCCCAACCUCCCCCUCUCCCCCCAUGCCAGUAGGUGAAACCAGAUCGCUUGUGGACUUCCAACUUUAAUGCUGAGGGGCACCCUUCCCCCCCCCCCCCCCCCCCCCCUCCCUCUCCCCCCCCCUCCCCUCCGUUGGUAUUGAGUUUGACUCGAGCUCAGCAUGCAACAGGCCCAAGAGCAUUUUCACGUAUGUUAUAACUAUGUUUUUAACAUUGCUUCUUAUGUCACUGCAAGCCAUUUCACUCGUACGCCUUUAUUUUUUUAUGAGAAUUGACAGUAUUUGUUCUAGCACUUUCGAAGGGCAGCCCAGGGUCCUGAAACAUUUGAGGCUUAAAAAAACGUUUAAUUUCCACUUUAUUUUUUCUUCAGUGAAAUUCUCAAUCAUGAGAAAGAAACCUAUUCAGAUUUAUCAGACUAUGUAUUUUUGGUUCCAGUAUUUAUCAGAUGCAAAAGACUGCAAUAUUUGCAACUGUUAAUUUCUUUUCCCCCUCACCUGCCCGACCCUUCCCGUAAUCACACGAGGUUUAAUUGCUUCCAAAUCCAGUCUCAAUUAGCUCACUAAGUGGCAAGAUUAGCUCAGGAGUCGCGUAGUUAAGGAGAGGAGUAUCUUGACUCUUGUUUGCUACCAUCUAUCACUAUCAAUGGUCUUUAGUUAUCAGAGUUCAGCAAUCCACUGGUAUCUUCCAGGUGGAGACAAAGGAGAUGUGUUGUAAGAGAGGAAUUGGUGGUGAAUGUACAUCGACAGGACAGUGUGAGGGGGGGUACGUUAAGAAGAUGCUCGUUGGCAUCCCAAAUCCCCAGAGCUGUGGGUACCGAAAGGAAAAAUAAUCAUCUUGAAUGUGAGACCAGGUAGAGGCCAGUGAUGAUAAAUGGUACUGAACUCUCAAAGAGAGGUUUACAGCCAGGAUGUCAUCAGAUAAGGCAAAUGGCAGGCUCCCUGUUCUGAAACCCACCACCAAGGUCAAGUGAUAGGGGAGUGGGGGUUAGGAAAUGUUGCUGGAUUGUAGCUGGCAGCCAACCCCAGCCCAGAGAUGUGUAUCAUCGGUGCAGGUCCACACCACGCAGCCCGUUCACCAGUCCACAUCCUUCUCUUUUCCCCACCGUCCGAUUAAUCUCAUGCUUUUUCAAGAAAAAAAAAGGAUGUGAUGUGAAAUCUUCCCACAGCGGCGGCGGGCGAGAGUUUUGAAAAACAUGCAUGUUCGGCACACGCCUACGUGUAUGCCCUGUGUGGCCCGUGUCGCACCUGAUGGUUUAUUUUUUAUUCGUAGUGAAUCCCAUUAUUGGAAUUGCAUCCAUCAAAAAAAAAAAAACCAACAAAAAAAAAAAACCACUCCACACUUCUGGGCUGGCCUUCAAGUGUGAUUGAUGGAAUACUGUUGAUUUGGGGUGGGGUGGGGUGGGAGGGAGAAGGGAAGAUGUUUUUAAAAAAGAAAAGGAAAAAAAACCAAACCAGUUUUAGCCCAGAACACCAGAUAUAUUACAGAUUGACAAAGAAGAUUUGUCUUUUCUCCUUCUUAUUGUUUCUGGUGUUCUUGGUUUGUUGGAUCAGGCAGCUUCCUUUUUUGAAAGCUAAACUGGCUUAUUUUGACUUUAGGAUUAUUAUAGAAAAUGUUUUUCUAUAUUAAAAAUGAAUUUAUCCUACAUAAUAUUGGUACUUGUCAUUUUUCAAUUCUGUUAAGAGGUAUUUUUAGCAGCUAAACUUGGGUAAUCUUAACUGAAUCUGUUAGUGAUUCUCAGAUGCCUUUUAAAGAACUCACAUUUCAUUCCAUCUCUAGAGUUUUUCUAUCUUUGUUGUAGAAUAUUGAAGCUAUUUUAAAAAAAAUAAAUUCUCCAGACUUAUAGUGUGUGUGAAUAGACCUCCUCCAGACUCCAAGCCGCAUGUAAAAAGCUGAAUAUUCAUGUCUGUUUAUAUUGCUUUCUUUUUUGUAGCCUUUGUACUUGUACAUGGUGACUGUAAGCUACGAGGAGGGAUUAACAUGGCCUGUGCACACAGUUGCCAGCACCGGCCACACUCCCUCUUCAUCUCCCUUGUAUGUAAUAUCAUUUUUCUUUCUAGCAACUACUUUCAAAGACCUCUGUACAUUUUAACAUAAAUAAAUUAUGUUGAGCCAUU
Messenger RNA from Leucoraja erinaceus (little skate), 8635 nucleotides. It is a transcript of the gene kat6a, whose product is annotated as K(lysine) acetyltransferase 6A. Gene Ontology annotation, molecular function: histone acetyltransferase activity; DNA binding. The record is from RefSeq and is a predicted model, not a curated record. Gene Ontology annotation, biological process: regulation of DNA-templated transcription; nucleosome assembly. The transcript has 19 exons. Gene Ontology annotation, cellular component: MOZ/MORF histone acetyltransferase complex; nucleosome. Bases 378 to 6002 code for a protein of 1874 amino acids. Lineage: Eukaryota; Metazoa; Chordata; Chondrichthyes; Rajiformes; Rajidae.